CGGCGGGGGAGACUUGGCCCGAAAAGCGGCGCCCUUUGGAGGUGGCCGUGGCAGCCGCUUCCUAUGUGUGAUUUGGACGGCUUGCUUCUCCUCCGGGGCGUGCCUGGACUCCGGGUCGUCUCGGGCAUCCCAGAGCGAUUGGAGGUGUGGGAGUCUCUCUUCUAUCACCUGCGUUCCAAUUGCAGUUUUUGAGAUGUGGCCUCAUGGAUGAGCUGGUACAUGACUUAGCCUCAGCCUUGGAGCAGACAUCUGAGCAGAAUAAACUUGGUGAGCUGUGGGAGGAAAUGGCCCUGAGCCCUCGGCAGCAAAGGCGGCAGCUUCGGAAGCGCCGGGGCCGGAAACGCAGGUCUGACUUUACUCACCUGGCAGAACAUACUUGCUGCUACAGUGAGGCCUCUGAAUCAAGUCUGGAUGAGGCCAUUAAGGAUUGUCGAGAAGUGGCCCCAGUCACCAAUUUCAGUGACUCUGAUGACACAAUGGUAGCCAAACGGCACCCAGCUCUCAAUGCCCUGGUUAAGAGUAAGCAACAUUCUUGGCAUGAAUCUGACUCCUUUACUGAAAAUGCACCUUGUCGACCACUCAGGCGCCGGCGGAAGGUGAAACGAGUGACAUCAGAGGUGGCUGCCAGCCUUCAGCAGAAGUUGAAGGUAUCAGAUUGGAGCUAUGAGAGAGGCUGUAGGUUCAAGUCUGCUAAGAAGCAGCGUCUGUCCCGCUGGAAGGAGAAUACUCCCUGGACCUCAUCAGGCCAUGGGUUGUGUGAAUCAGCAGAAAACAGGACUUUCCUAAGCAAAACAGGAAGGAAAGAAAGAAUGGAGUGUGAAGCAGAUGAACAAAAACAGGGCUCUGAUGAGAACAUGUCGGAAUGUGAAACCAGCAGUGUGUGUAGCAGCAGUGACACUGGGCUCUUCACCAACGAUGAAGGACGGCAAGGGGAUGAUGAACAGAGUGAUUGGUUCUAUGAAGGAGAAUGUGUUCCAGGAUUCACUGUCCCUAAUCUUCUGCCUAAGUGGACUUCUGAUCAUUGUGCUGAAGUAGAAAGAAUGGAUUCUGGACUGGAUAAACUUUCAGAUUCCACAUUCCUUUUACCUUCUCGACCAGCUCAAAGAGGAUACCAUGCUCGUUUGAAUCGUCUGCCAGGGGCUGCAGCACGAUGCCUCAGAAAGGGGCGAAGAAGGCUGGUUGGGAAGGAGUCCAGCAUAAGUACUCUGGGUACUGAGAGGAUAAGCCAUAUCAUCAGUGACCCCCGGCAGAAAGAAAAGAAUAAAACAUUGGCUUCUGAUUUUCCUCACAUUUCUGCCUGUGCACAAGAGUUUAAUCCCCUUUCUCCUCUUUACUCCCUGGAUGUUCUUGCUGAUGCUUCUCAUCGAAGAUGUUCACCAGCACACUGCUCUGCCAGGCAGCCAAAUGUACAUUGGGGACCACCAUGUUCACGUGACAUCAAGAGGAAACGGAAACCUGUGGCUGCAGCAUCUCUAUCUAGCCCCAGUGCAGUUCACUUGGAUGUGAUGGAGCCAGCCACACCAGCAGCACAAGCCCAGAAGACUCCACACCCUGAGUGGUUGGUCAGGACCUCUGCCACAGAGAAAGCCACUGACUCAAUUACAGCUACAUUUUUUAAAAUGCCACAAGAAAAGAGUCCUGGAUGCAGCUAGAGAGCACUGUUCACCCACCUGGAGCUGACUUGGUGUUGAAAGAAGCAUUAGCCUUCCUAACGUGUAGUCCUUUCCAGUCUUUUUAUCACCGGGAUGGACGACUCCUCACACAGCUGCAAACUCUUAGAAAAUCAUGUUGUGGGAAUCUUUUUUUUUUUAAGCUAGUGAAGUAUUGAGGCAACAAUGUAAAGAGAAAAAAAAGAAAAAAAAAAAGGUCAUCCUAUUAUGCCCCAUCUGGUACAUUAUUGCUAUCCCACCAUUUACCUAUAGCUCCAUUUACAGAGCUGUUGCCUUUUUUGCAGGUAUGUCUUUGUUCUUGAAAAACUGAUAACUGCUUUUGCAUACCUUUUGUGAAGAGCUUUUAAUAUCACUUGAUGAAGUCCCAAAUUUGCAGCCAGUUCCACAUUCCUGAAUGGAAUUGUGUUUGCAGGAGAUUAGGUUCACCUUGGAGCCAGGUCUUGAUUCAUUCAGCGUGCCAAUAAGCUGUAUGUGUCAUGUUCUAAAAAGAGACACCAGCAGUGUGGCCGUUGGGAACUUCAGUUUUUCUGCAGAUGAUCUAAUGGGAUCAGCAGCAGCUGCAUGGUACUUCACCUCAUCUUCAAAGUUUAUGUUUUAGUGAAAGAGGACGUAUCCAUACUUAAAGAUGAGGAAGAUGGUUUAGGUAUACAGCAAACUUAAAAUAGUCAUGAAUUGUGUCUGCUUCAUGUUACAGUGUAAGCCUUUAUGUUCUAAGUUGGACUUUAUUGCUAGUGUUAUAAGUCAGUAACCUAUAGCAGAAAUUUAUACUCUAUUAUAAUUAUGGCUUUUCGGGGCCAUGCUUUGGUGAGAAAAAGAGUCUUUUUGACAUACCUUUAUAGUUGGCGUGUUUAUGACGGCUCAGCUGCAUGCAGAGGUAGAUAUACAGUCGUGCCUGAAGUUGGAAGCUACUUUGUCAAAAUGAGGAAUAAGUGAUUGCCUGGAGCUGCUGGAGAAAAGCCACACUUUCUCAAAAAGUAUUAUCAAGAGUGUCAUUCAGGGGCCUGGUUGACAGAAGGGCUCUUUUUUUUGUACGAAUUGAGUGUUUUUACUCUGAAAUACAUGGAGACUGUUUGUUAAAUGCUCACCACUAUGGUCACAUGGGAGAGGAGCAUCCAUCCACCCCAGCACCUGGAUAUUUUCUGUCUUAAAAAGAGGUGCUGAGUGGAGCAGCACCUCCUUCCCCCAAAGUGUGAUUCUCUCUUCCUCCCACACAGAAUGUAAUAGUGGGUUGUUUUAUUGUGUACCCUUUAAAAAUUGUUGUUCUUAUCAGUAGAAACUCUUGGUGAAUGAGGUGGGCAGGUGGACAGGUAUGAAUCUAGUUGAAAAGGGGAACUUGAAGAUGAGUUUACAUAGCACUUUAUGUAAGACUGAGAACAUGACAGUUAACCAUAACAAGGAAAAUGAGGGAGGGGCUGGUGGAGUUCUUGGAAUGACUGAAGCCAGCCCAGCACCCUGGGAAUCAUCCCUGGCUCUCAGGCAGGAGUGAGUGUACCGACAGAAGUCUAAGGCUAUACUCAAGAAAUAUAGAGAAUGUAAUGUCUGUUGGAUAUAAAAUGGCACUGCUGAAUUUUCUUAAUGAAGAAGGUAGGUUUUGUGGCCGUGUGCAGUCUCCCCAUAGUGGCCAGAGGCACAUUAAUCCAACCUACAUAGUUUGAUUUAAGGGAGAAAUCUGUGGAUAUAACUUUUUUGUUAGUGCCAAGCUCUGUGAUUCAUGCAGAGAUUGGUCAUGUCAUGACCUGGUAAGACCUCUACAGUUCAGGUGCAAAGGUGUUCCAGCAUCUUUUUUUAAUGACAUGUUGCCUACCUUUCUACCUAUGAUUUAAAAUAAUUUAUAUAUGCAGCCUUAUUUACAUUUUAAACAUCUCUGUGAAGUUAUGCCAUUUUACAGAGAUGAAAACAGUCAUGGAGUUGAGUGACUUGCCUAUCACAUGACUAAGUCAGGACUAAAAUUCCAUAGUUUCAGACUUUUCUCCCUUGGGUUAUAAUCUGUUUUUUCCUUUGUAGACCCAAAUAAUCAGUCUUAGACCCAUGUUUAUGAAACAGUUUGCCAUGAAUGUUUAUUAUCUUUCUUGGGCAUGCUUUGCUAUACAGUUUGAAUACUUUCAACAGCACUCACUCAAGAAUGCAACAUCUACCUGUAAUAAAUGGGAAGAUAAAAUUAGUUGACUGUGAGAAUAGAAAUUUAAGCACACAAAUACUUUCCAGUACAGGGUGGCAAAUUGUGCUUCUCAUUUUAAGGUGCUGAAUGUUCAUGCAAAAUUAUUAAUCAACUUAUUCUGCUUGUUUUUUUGUAUUAACCAAUGCCAGAGGCUUGCCAUGGAAUCAAGUGUAUUUUAAAUCUUAAAUUUUAAUAUAUAAUGUUAUAAAUUAAGACUAAUCUGUUGCCUUUUGAGAAAAGAUGUAGUUUCAAAAUCAGAUUUUGUAAUCAGUUUUGAAAAAAAAAUGAAAGCAGAACAUACUUUGAGAAUAAUCAUGAGCUCACAUGUUUGAUCUGAUCAAAAGUAUAACUGAAGCUGAGUUUCAUGGUUUUUAUUUCUGGGUCUGGCUACACAAAUUCUCUGAACUCUGCUCUUAUGUGUGUUCCACAAUGGGCAGAAGUCAAGACAUUAUCCACUUGCAUGAGGACCAUUCAUAAAAAAGUAAGUUUUACUUAUGAGUUUAGGGGAAUUUCACAUUGUUUCUCCGAUGCAAUAUUUUAAAGGAAAAACUUAAUUUUUGUCAAAACUCUGUUUCACUUUUUGGUAAGGCUUGAUGAGAAGAGGAAAUUAGUAGCUGUUUACAUGUUUCCAAAUGUGGAGGAGGCAGAAUAUAAUUUUUACUGAGUGGUAGGUGGUUGGAAAAUAGGCCACAUUUAGCCUUGAGUUUUUUAGAAAUCAAUUUCAGUUACAGAUUUCAGAUAAUACUGUUUUUUGGGGCUGUGAAAUAGGCUCCAAGCAAGCUAGUUCUUGCAGCCAAAUGACCCAAAGCUGAAGUAAAGCUUAAUCUGCUGUGCUUGUGGUUGGCAUACUUUGUUAAGUAAAGCUCAACACCUAGAACAGUAAUUAUACUAGUUAAGAAUCUCAGAUAGUUUAAUCUGACAUAGCUCUGCAUUUCGGGAUUAGAGAUGCUAUGCACAUAGCUAUAUAUCAUUCUCCCUUGGCCCAGAAAGUUCUGAUGCUGCUGAGUUAUCCCUGAAGCCACUUGGAGUUGAGAAAGCAAGUGUUGCAACAAAGGAGCUAGACUGGUUCAGUCUUCGCUGAUGUGCUGGGUGCUUCACUUGGGCUCUGGGUGAAGGUUCCUGGUGAUGCAUGAUUCAUUUUAGGUCUUUGCUUUCUUUGGUUUUCAUUACUGUGGUUCCAAGCCACAGUUUCCUACCCCCACUUCCUGGGGGUGAAGGCCGUGUGAAAGUCUCCACAUUAGAAGCUAUAUGCAGUGUCCCGUGUCUUGUGAAUCUUACCUGAGCUGAGAGCAGAGUGGCUUACACUAGCAGCUGUGGAUGCAAUCUGGUUGAGAUAUAGUUUAGAUGGGUCAUGGGUUGUGGGAUGGUGGCGGGGAUAAUUUGCUCUUGUCGGCUGCUUUCUUUGCUGAUGCUUGAGCUGCCAAUUUUACUUGUCAGUAUUUCCUUAUCUCUUAUUCCUCUUAGCAGAAUUACUCUUGCAGGCAAUGGUCAGUGGAGUUCCUAAUCCAUCAGAAAACUACAAUAGAGGGGCUGAGGUUGGGGCUCACUGGUAGAGCACUCGCCUAGCAUGUGUGAGGCACUGGGUUUGAUCCUCAGCACCACAUAGAAAUGAAUAAAUAAAAUAAAGGUAUUGUGUCCAAGUAUAACUAAAAUAAUAUUUUAAAAAAAUAAAAAGAAAAGAAAACUACAAUAGAAGGCAAAGGUGAGGAAAAUGUUAAGUUCUACCACCAGGCACUAAACAAAGGACACAGAUGUGUUCUCCUGGAAACAUCACUAUGAUAGCAAAAUAAAGAUGAUGAGCAAUGUUGUUGGAGUGUGGAUUAUAAGAUUUUUAAUAAGCCAGGUAAAACAGAUUAUGGUCAAAAGAAAAAAAUUUUGUGUAAAUCAUUUAGCACAAUGGUCAGAUUUGGUGACUAAGAAAUUUCUAAAGUAUAGUAUUGGAAGAUCCUGAUGUAAUAUUAAAACAUUCUUAUAUUCACUGACCAUCUCAUCUUGGCGCGAUAAAGAUGUGGGAAGGCAAAAGGAGAAGGGGAGAUGCAUAGAGCAGAGGUUUCAGAGUAUGGUCCCUAGAUUUUGUUUUCAUUGGCAGACCUACUGAAUCAAAAACAGGAUUAGCCCAGCAAGCCUUUAGCUUGCCUUCCUGUGCAUGCCAACAUCUGAGAACCACAGGCUUUGCCACAAUGAAAUGUUUUAAAUGGUGCCUAAGCUCUGAGGCGCUCUUUUCUUCCCUGUAUAAGUAAAGGGAUGUUUUGUGUAUGCUGCUUUGCAGAAAUUAUUCAUGUCUUCAUUUCCCAUGUUUUUUCCUCCACGAGCACUUGAAAGAUUGGAAAUAUCGAGAAAGGAUGAUAUGGAGGAGAAUGGCAUCAAGGCCAUAUUCAGGUGGACGGAAAUAACCUUUUUUAAAUGGGUAUAAAUAUAGCAGUAGAUUUUUAGCCUUUGAAUGAUAGUCAUUUUCACAAUUCAUAGUAAAAACAUUAUUUGUAUAAGAUACUACCACUUAUUGGUUUAACAUAUUUGUUCAUUAAAUCUUAGUUUCAAGGGAAUAUCACGUAUCCAGCAUGAUAAUGAUGAAUCCUUUAAAGUGUGGCUUAUAAAAAUGAAAAAGUUGGCUGGGUGUGGUGGUGCAUGCCUGUAUCUCAGUGACUCAGAACACUGAGUCAGGAGGAUAGCAAGUUCAAAGCCAGACUUAACAAAGGACUGAGGAUGUGGCUUCCUAGUUAAGUGCCCCUGGGUUCAAUCCUUGGUACCAAAAAAAAAAAAAAAAAAAGAAAAAGAAAAAAAAAAAAGGAAGGAAAAAACUCCUAGGGUACAUUGCAUACAUAUAAUCAAUAUCUGUUCAGUUUUUGGUAAUCAUCUGCUAAUGCUUUAUCUCAGUACCUCAGAGCAUACAAAAAUGAGUUUUCCACAAUUCCAUUAACAUUCUUUUGUCUUUGUUUUACAUUGCAGCUAGUUGAGUCUUCAGGGGUUGGAAACUUAACAGCAAUAUCAUGCUAUUUCUGUUGUCUGACUCUGGAUUCAACAUUUCAGAAUGAUACUGUAAUCUUAAAGCUUCGAAAAGACUUAAUGACCAUUUUUCUAUUUUAUUUUUAGUAAUUAGGCUGGAUCCUAGCUUGUUGCCAAAGCCUAGGAAACCGAGUCCCCUUUCAGAAGAUAAUGUGUGGCUAAGGAGUUCUUGUAUUUGCAGAGAUGUACUAGGAGUUCUGUAAUAUGUUUCCUUAGGUGUUUAUGAUGAGUUGUUUAAAUGUCAUUUCAAUUGUUGCAGUCUACACCAAUUUUUCUUUUCCUCCUUAAAGAUCAGUUAAAACUACCUCUGGCCAGAAAUACUCAGUUUUACUAGAAAUUAUCAAGAAGCCCCUUAUGAUAUGAAUUAUGUAGAUUAAUGUUUUCAUUCUCUGAAAGUUGUGACCCUUGCAGCCUGUUCAGUCAAAUAUUUUUCAUUGGAAAAGUGAAAGCAAAUAUUAGAAAACUUUAAAAUGGCCGUGGUAGGUUUAACUUAAAAUCAACCUGCUUUGCUGUGUAUAGAUUCUAUAUCUUGUUCCUCCUGGUAGUCCAUGGAAGAAAUUUUAUGACCAAGCAAACUGAUGCCGCCCCCAAAUCAUGGUGAUUGAGAUUGGAUUGCUCCGUUUUUAAUCUCAGUCAACCCCUCUCCUGUUGGUAGGAGCUUUUACACAGCCAUUCCAAAUCCUGGUUACCUCCACCUUCUCUGAGGCAGCACUAGGCAGCGCUUCUUGCUCACUCGUCCUCCCAUGCACAUGUCUUCGCCUGUUCUUACAAGUGCCCAUCUUGCCCAGGAGAACCCUUUUCUACCCCUUGCACUCUCACUCUGGCUACAGCCUCUCCACUCACACACAGCUUUACAUUCUAAUGUGUUAAAAGACUCUCUUCAAACAAAAAUUCCUCAGCUCUGAACCCCUGCUACCAUUGAAGACCACGGAAGUAUACCACCCUUACCUGUGAGUCCACUCAUUCUGCAGUCCACUGAAGCAGUGGGUUUUUUUAACCCCAGGUGCAUAUGGGGAUCACCUGGAGAGCAUUAAUAAAAGCUGAAUUCCCCAACUGGACCAAUUAUAUCAGAGAAAGAGGGAACAGACUAUUCUUUUAAAAACUGCAGCAAGGGCCGAGAACUACUAUAAAACCUGCCUGUUACCCUUGUCACCAUUGAAGUUGUUCUUGCUGGGUUCAGCAGUAACUUUUCACUGUGAAUAUUUAGUCCUUGGGUUGAUCUUUAUGAUGCUGGUGGUGUUAGACUACUUUCUUUAUCGGGAGCAAGGUCAGAAAAGGAAGAAUUUUAGAAGGAAGUGGUUUGCACUUUCUCCGAUUUGCACAAGCAGGCAGAUUGGUUGGUAGGUGAGUCCAGCACAGACUGGAUGUCUUGUCUCUGAUUCUACCUGUUAUUUUAAUUGAUGUCCAUAGGCUAAUGAAUUCCUUUGCCCUACCACCUUAGUGCAUCAACUUAAAGCAUGGGUUUAGAAUGAGGCACUUAGAUUCAUUAAUAAUUAUUGUAAGCUUUGAGGAAAGCAUAUUCAGGGUCUCCUAUGCUUCUUUACAAGUGCCCAUCCUGCCCAGGAGUUUCUCCAAAUCAUAAGGUAGGAUUUGCUAAUCAGAUUAGAAUCUAAGAGAUUACCCUGUAGACUAGAGGGUAGAGCUGCUGUUCAUGAAAAGUCAGGCUUGAACAGUACCAUCCCCCAUCACAUGCUCUUUUCACUUGUGACUUACUGGGGUUUUAGACACUGGCCCUCCCUCUUGGCCAUCUCUGCAUGCUGCCCUGGACAUGUAGGGGUUCCAUUCAGAAGGGACCUUAUGUGUACCUGGCUCCUUCAAAUUACUAAUUUCUAAUUCAAUAUCUAGGGUAGGUGGGUCUGCUUAGUAGUCAUGUCCUAGCCGUAGAAAGUGAGAAGCCUUCUGCAGUGUUUAACUUCCACUGGGGAUGGGAAACUAGCACUAAACACAGGAAGGUACCUCACAUGCGGGACAGCCAAAUAAAACGGGUCCACUGGAGUCAUUGCCCUAGUCCCUCAUUUAGCUGAACACUGGCACUAAUCCAAUCCUCCUCAGGAACCUCUUAGGGAAGGGAGUAGCUGCCCCAGAGGGGAAUAUUCUAGGGUCCCUUAGAUAUAUGCCUUUGAAACCACUAGAACCUAUCUGCUGUCCUUAAUAAUGAUAAUGGAGAAUAUUUACCAAGUGAUUAUUAUAUGCCAUCUAUAAGCAUUUCAUUUAUUUCUCAACAACUAAGGUUGGUACUUAUCCAUUUUAAAGUAAGGAAAUAGUUACAGAUUAACUUGCUCAAAGUCGUAGUUAUGAAGUGUCUACCUGGAUUCAAGCUCAUCUGUUUGAUAUUAGAGUGACUGAUCCCAACCAGUACCUAUGCUGCCUCUUCACAAUACAAAUGAACUGUUGGAGGCCAUACGUGGAAGAAAUGCACUGUGGGUCAUGGGCCCAGGGCCAGGUGUCUAUUGAAACCCCUUAAACCUUUGGCUUGUUGCUCCUGGUAGGCUAUGUAUCCGCUAAUUGUGAGUGGAUUCAUUCUCUCUGUCUACAUCAUUGAAAGGAAAUAGACAAUUUCUGGGACAUUGUCUUAUUACAACCCAUUUUUUUUUUUGUUUGUUUGUUUCAAAGGUGGCCAGAGCAAAGGAAAAGACAAUAAAAUCAAGUCUGUGGCAAUAAAAAAGUACUGCCCUGUGCUGGGUGUAGUGGUGCACACUUGUAACCUUAGUAUCGUGUGAGGCUGAGGUAGGAGGAUUGUGAGUUCAAAGCCAACCUCAGCAACUUAGGGAGACACUGAAAAACAGAAAAGAGAAGUAUUGUCCUUUGUGUACUAAGGUUCAACAGAUUUCUCAGCCAGAACGACAUGUAUUUCAAGUUGUUAAUGGUAGUGAUGGACUGUUAAAAAACAUCUUGCUAGACAUCUCUUUGCUAGCAAAACAGCUGUCUUAAAGUCUUGGCUUUUAGGAAUGCUCUUUAUUCAGUGGAUGUGUGAAGAAUACAUUUUAUGCCAAACCAUACAUAAUAGGAGCUGAGUACUGUGGAAUUCCUGCUUUCAUAAAGUUCAUAGUCUGAUGAGGAAGAGAGUAGAAAAACAAGUAUUAUGUUGGGGGUUUGUGUGGGAGGAGAAUAUCAGUAUUUUGGCAGUGCAGUUGAGGGCACUUUAAUUAAAACUGGGCAGAAGAAGGAGUCAAAAAAACAUGACUCUGAGUCUCGAGCAACGAACAGGAGUUAAAUGGAGAAGUUGAAGUCUUCCGAGGGUGGAAGCAUGCUUUGUUCAGAGCACAGCACAUGUUUUGGUGUGGCCAGUAUAUAAAGCAGGGAGAGGUAGAAGGAACGAUGGGCCCUUGUGCUUGAGGUAGAUGGUAGUGGCGGGCUGGCUUGUUGAUUUGGAGAGCUGUGGUAUUUCAGCUGAGUUCAGCUGUGGUUAUGGAAACCCUGCUACUGCUUGGCCAUUGUGCAAAGCUGGAACUGAGAACUGAACAGGUUUGCAUUCCCUUGAUCAACUUCCCUGGGAAAUAGAACCAGCCCACCUAUUGGUAGGAACUACUGAUAUGUUUAAGAUUGAAAUGAAUUGGGAAUAAGAUUUAUCCCAUGACUUGUCUGAUUGCCUUACAUAUUCUAGCAUGAUACUAGUCUGAGAUUAUUCCCUUGGAACCACGUACUUGUUUUGGUAGAAUUUAAUGUACAUUGUGAUGGUCCUUGUUCCUAUACUGUUCUUCAGUAACAAAGUUGUUACUAACUAUCUGUAAAGCAUUUUUAGUUUGUUUCUCAGUAGUGACAAUAAAUUUGUGUUGAUCCAUUUAAACCUUUUCAGUCAUUGAUAUUUUAAGCCUGCAUAAAGUACUCCAUCCAUAGAGUAAAACCAAUUCAGCUGGCCCACACUAAUCUCUGAACCCUUAAUUUCUACCUCGUUAGUACCAUGCUGUAAGCAAAGUUUUCUAAGUCCUCUAGAACUAAAAGUGAAAUAAGUGUGUUUUUAGUCAUUAUUUUUGCUGAACAGCUUCUGAUUGACCAGCAUUUAAAUUAGCAGCUUUUGUAUAUAGAAAUAGGAAAAUGACUUUUAUGCCCCAUUAUUAAGAUAGUAGGGAGAAUAAAUAAUCAUUGCUUAUAGUAGGGAAUUAAGAAAUAGAGAAUUUUAGGGGAUUCUGUGAAAAAGCAUUUAAAAUAGUUUGCUAGAAGGAAAAUUCAGACUGUUAAUUAUGAGAAAAAAAAACACAUGUAUACACAACCAAGCCACAUAAGUUAUUUUUUAAAACUAGAAUAAGGCCAAACAAAUCUGUCACAUUAAAGUAAACUUACCAAUAAGUAGAAGACAAAAAUAUCAAACAUUAAUUCCAUGUUGUAAGAUUCAGAAUGGUUCAGAAAGGUUGAGCAAGAUAAACCAAUAAGAAAACCAGUGGUAGAUUUUAAUAUCAGAAAAGGUUGAACUAAAGAAGAAUUAAAAGAGAAAAAGAGCAUUAUAUAAUGUGAAAGAAGGCACUUAACACUGAAAAUAUAAUAGAUACCUGAAUAAAUAACAGAAUAGCCAUUCAUAUAUUACCAACCAUAGGAGAUAAGGAAGAAACAUACAAUGUUAGAGAUUUUAAUGCAAUCAUCAAUUCAUGACAGAUCAAGUGAUAAAAACUAGAACAUGGGAACAUUUAAAUAAAGUAUUUUAUAUAUUUAGACUGUGCCCUAAAACAGUGACUACACCUUAUUUUCAAGUGUUCAUGAACUUUUCCCCCUAAUUUAUUGUAUAUUGUAUAUACAUAAAUUCCAGAAUGGAGAAGUAGUACCAAUGGCAUUUAGUGAUAUGAAUGCAAUAGAAUAUAACUGGAAAACAAUGUCCAUCUGCAAUCUAAAGUGUUUUUAAGCUCUUGAACUUGGAUUGAAGAGGAACUGCAAAGCAUUAAAGAGCAUUAUUUUAUACCUAAAAAUACACUUGUUCCUAUCAGAUUCAAAUGAAGCAGUGCCUAGAAGAAAAUUCAUAGCCCUAAUAUUGUGUACCAAAAAAAUUAAAAAUUUAAACACACUGCUCAAGAUAUUAGGAAAAAGAUGCAAAAUGACUCUUUUAAAAGACAAAAAGUAAAGAUAAGAAAUUAAUUUUUUAAAUGGGAAGAUAGAUUUUAAUAGAGCUCAUUUUAAAAAAUAUGUGAUAAAAUGAUAACAGAACACAGGUGAAAUAAGGUAGAACCAUGAGACAUUAAAAUGGAUUGAGUCAUAAAUUAUACUUUGCCCAACUAUAUGCAAAUAAUUUUGAAAACUUGGGCUAGAGGAUAAUUUUUUAAGGAAAAUAUAAUUUGCCAAAAAUGACUUGGAAAGAGAGAAGUCUAAUGUACUGAUUAUUAUGAAAGAAAUAAAAGUAUUAUUUGUAUUAAUAUGACAUACCUCAAAUGACCCUCUCAAAAAAAUACAUACAUAUAUAUAUAUAUAUAUAUAUAUAUAUGGAAAAAUUUUAAAAACUUUUUGUUGUAUUAGUUUUCAGCAAGAAAUAGAAUUUAUUUGAAAGAUGUGUAUUUUAGAGUCCAAGCAAAAGUUCAGUCAGUAUUGAAGUAAGAACAGUUAAGGGAACAUGAGCGGUGAUGAUUUAUGGUCCUUCUCGUGUCCACAUUAGUGUGACACAGAGCCUCCUCUUGACAUUUCUUAAGCCCUUCUCCCAGCUUCUCCUAAUGUUAACUACCCAUGUUGCAGUUAUCAAACUAGGAAAUUAACAUUGACACAAUCCUAUGAACUACAUACUUUAUUAGAAUUCACCAGUUUUCUCACUAAUGUUCUUUUUUUCUGGCUCAGGAUUCAGUGCAAGAUCCAUAUGUACUUGUGUUUUCUGGGAUUGAUAUUCUGCUCCAUGGUCUACUUGUCUACUUUUGACAGACCACACUGUUGAAUUUUAGAGACUUUAAUAAUAUGUUUUAAUGACCAGUAGAGUUCAUCCCAUUUGUAAUUUUUCUCUUUUAGUGUGUUCCUGCCUAUUCUUACAUGUUUAUUUUUCCAUAUGAAAUUUAGUAUCAACUUGUCUGACUCCAUUAAAAUAAAGUGUGUUGGAUUUUUA
This is a messenger RNA of Marmota monax (woodchuck), 12841 nucleotides long. It is a transcript of the gene Gpatch2l, whose product is annotated as G-patch domain containing 2 like. The coding region runs from base 204 to 1652 and encodes 482 amino acids. The record is from RefSeq and is a predicted model, not a curated record. Lineage: Eukaryota; Metazoa; Chordata; Mammalia; Rodentia; Sciuridae. The transcript is spliced from 11 exons.